UCAAUUGGGUAAAACAAUUCCGACCAAAAACAUUCCCGUUGUUCUGGUUGCACAGCUGACAACCGCAUGUCAACAAAAGUAAACAAACAGAAACAAAACAAAAACUUCUGCAUAGGCGGUCUUUAAAUUGCAAUCCUCUUCGACACCCGGCCUUCCCUAUCUGCCGGACGCUGUAACUGACGUUUGAAAAAGCGAAGAGCGUGAUUCAUCACCAAAUGCAACGGGCGCGUGCAGCUCAACGCGGUGUACUGAUGUUUCAGUACUGUGUGCAAUACCUCGAGUGUCGUUAUAUGACGCAACGGGACGCUCAUUGCAAUAUUCAACGCAAUACCUUCAAUAUAAAACACACGGCCAACCAUCGGGCCAGCUUCAGUUGUCAAUGGCCGGUGAUUUUCAACAGUGCUGGUGGCUUUCGGUUUAAUUCGACGGUACAACACGACAAUGGAUAGACGGAAACUUAACAAGAACAACUUUAAGGCAGAUUUGCUGCACUGGUGUGCGGCCAACGAUUGGCCGAAGGAAGUGCUCAAGCGUCUGCAGAAUGGAGAUAAUCCCUAUCGACCCAACAAGGACGGCCUAUCGCCUAUGCAUGCUGCAAUUGCCCAUAACGCCCGCUCCGUAGUGAACAUUCUGCUCGAACGAUACGCGGCCGAUGUAGCGAUCGUGAAAGAUCACAUGCAGCACAGGUUCCUGUGGAAAGCGGAAAACAAUUGCUGGAACAAGCGGCCCAUCCUGAUCGCCUGUACGGAGCAAGAACGUGAACAGGUGCAUCUGCUGGCCAGCUCCUGCCCAACGGCCAUCCCGUUCAAUGUGCAAGUGUUUGUGCUGUUUCUAACGCCGUACCUCGGAAGUCAACUAGUGGCGCUGGAUGUGUGCGGGUCGGCGGAAAAACAAGCUGAUGUACUGCAAUGCAUCAACAGGCUACUCCCCAACGGCAUGUUGUCACUUAACCGAACGGAUUUACGAACAGACUGUCUGACCUACCUGCAGGCCGCGUGUUUGUACGAUCGCGAGAAACUGAUUCCAAUGCUAGUGGCACACGGAUCCCGACUUUCCGCAACCGGUGAUGGUGAGAGUAUUCCGCUCAUGACAGCCUGCCGUACCAUGAAGAUGGGCAUCGUAGAGCAGCUGCUUACGAAGUACGUUAACCGGUACGAUCCCACCGUUACGGACAGUCAACAGCGGAAUGUGUUUCACAUCUGUUUGGAAAAGAAUAAUCCUAAAUUGGUAGAUUACGUACUGAAAGCGUUAAUUAACUAUCGGAAAACCCAGUUCGGCGAAACGGAGUCGGAAGCGUUUAAUCGAAUUUUUCCCUACAAGUGUGAGGAAUACAGCUUUAAGACCACGUGGUCACUUAUUAGACCAAAUUUAAAGGAGCAGUGCUCACAAUACGUAGUACAAUAUCGCCUCGAUCUAUCCAAUCGUACGUUCCUACACGUGAAGGAUUUGCUCUCCAGGAAGGUAGCGCUUGACUACUGCUUCGAGGAAAUUCGGCGUAAUCCUGAUAUUUUGAAGUUAAGCACAGAAGACGCACCCGAACAAAAUGUACUGCAUCAGCUCUAUCGACAGGAUCAUCUAGCCUUUGUCGAGGAGAUGUACGAGCUGCAUCCUGCGGUGAAGCCUUGGUUUGAAACCAAAGAGGCUUUUGUGAUUCUUCGUAUUACCUUGACCCAUAGGAACAUGGAAAAGCUAACAAUUAUCCUAGAGCACCACAGAGAUUAUCUUAUCUCUAAGCCCGCCGACCUGGAAGAAUAUGCUAUCGGCCAAACUUGGUUCGAUAGGUCGGUGUAUAGGGAACCGUUUGCUCUGCUCGCAGCAGCAUUCCCCGAAAAGCUGGAUGUGAUAAACGCAACCAAGUCGCAGGCAGCAGAACUCCAGCGAAUACAAUCUUUCACGGAUAGGUUUUAUGCGCUGAAAAAAUCAUUCAACCAAGAGCUGGAAUCGCUGAAAGCGGACGGUAUACUGUUGCCCACCUUGCUGGAUGACCGCAAAAGGAACGUUCUUCAUCAAGCGGCAGACUGGGAUGAGAUAGAGUUGGUCAAGAACUUACUGGCGUGCGGGUUGGACCUAAACCAGCGCGAUGGCGAAGGCAAUUUGCCCAUCUUUUACGUCCGAAGUGUGGCUGCGUUUGAAGUGCUGUACGAAGCAACGCCCGUCGAUCCGACGAUCACCAACGCUAAAGGCUACAAUCUACUGCAUCACAGUAGCCGGGUGAGCAACUACAAUGGUGAAGCGAUACUGACGAAACUGAUGGAGCUAGGCUUCGAUGUAAAUCAGCGCACACUAGAUGGUAAUGUGCCACUGUCGAUUGCCACCUGCUGCUCCACCGUACGGUUCCUGCUUGCGAACGGUGCCAAGCUUGAGCUGAUCGAUGGGGCCGCUCUGGUGAGGUCGCUAGACGGCAAACUGUAUUGUGCGGCAUGGGCACUAAUGCUGAAAGUUGUACACCUUCCCUGGUUCGAGAGAAUCGCACACGCGUUCCUACCCUGGAUGCUUGGGAAUCAAAAUCGUGAUUUUUUCACCUGCAGCAGUGGCGAUUAUUUGGAACAAAAUCCCGAGGUACGAAAAACACUGUUCGACAGUCUGUAUCGACAUUCGCGGCACGAGGCAGCCAACUUUUUCCGUGAAGUUUGCCACCGGGCCAUCAAUUGCUGUGCGCGAUGGUUCCUAGAUUACGGGUAUGAUAUCGAUUUGGAGUUGUGCGAUGAAUACGGCUACACUCCACUGCUGGGACUGGUCUCCUACAUGGAGGAACCAAACCUAGACGUGAUCGAGCGAUUGCUGCAGAAAGGCGCCAAUGUGAAUGCUAGAGACAAACGAGGACAACACUCGUUGCUUAAGCUCGUGUCUGGAUACAGAUCGGCACAGUGGUAUGGCCACACGCUAAAGAGCAUCGAGCUGUUGCUUGACCGUGGUGCCGACAUUAACGUGCAGGAUGAAAAUGGGAACUCGGCAUUGCAUGUAGCGUUUGCGGGAAUGCAUCUAGACUUGGUACAGCUGCUGAUGGUACGGGGAGCCAAUCGGAAGCUUAAAAACAAUGCGAACAAACUACCCCAUCAGAUGGUGGAUAAACAACUGCAAGCUUUAUUGGCGUACUUGGGCUAGCUAGCCUACGUGCGACUGCAAUUUUCAACAGGCUCAAGCACGCCUACACACACCAAAGUACAACUCAACUGCGUAGUACAAGUACGAAAAGUAUUUUAAAAAUAAUAACCAAAUAAACAUAAGACACAUUUGCUAGUGGGGAGCAAAAACAGGGUAAAGCAA
Messenger RNA from Anopheles stephensi (Asian malaria mosquito), 3267 nucleotides. RefSeq lists its product as uncharacterized. The record is from RefSeq and is a predicted model, not a curated record. Gene Ontology annotation, molecular function: protein binding. NCBI's taxonomy places the organism in Eukaryota, Metazoa, Arthropoda, Insecta, Diptera, Culicidae.